Messenger RNA from Lingula anatina, 1801 nucleotides. Its product is annotated as PSME3-interacting protein. The record is from RefSeq and is a predicted model, not a curated record. Lineage: Eukaryota; Metazoa; Brachiopoda; Lingulata; Lingulida; Lingulidae. Gene Ontology annotation, cellular component: nucleus.
AUUCCAACAUGAGUGGAAAGGACAGUGACUUGCCGGUAGCUUUUAAGAAAUUUGUGUCGGAGGAUGAAAUAGAAGAACAGAAAAAACGUAGACAAGAAGAAUGGGAGAAAGUGAGAACAGCAGAUCAACCUAUAGAGGCCCCAGAGGAGGAUUAUGACCAUCGAUCACUGUUUGAAAGACUGCAGGAACAGAAACAGAAGAAAGAUGAUGAAUACAAUGAAAAAUAUAAACUAAGUAAUAUGGUAAAAGGACUCGAAGAUGAUGAAGCACAGUUUUUGGACUUUGUUUCUGUAAAACAAGAACAGAUUAUGCGGGCAAGAGAAAAAGAAAAUGAGGAAGCACUAGAGGAAUAUAAAAAUGCAGUGAUGAAUUUGGCCACCACUUCAGCAGCUGCAAAGAAAGACGAUAUCAAAGAAAAAACAAAAACAAAAAACAACCAUGCAAACCUCCAAAAGGUCACAGUCACAGUUGUUAGCAGGAGCAGUGAAGAGGAAAAGGUAGAGAAAACUAUAGGAUCCAGAUCUUCCUGUGAUACUGUUGAUUUUACUGAGGCCAACAGCAACAAUGAAGACUCUACAAAGAAGACCAAGAUAGCAAAUGCAGAGGGGUCAGCUGGAGACAGUAAAAAUCAGCCAAACACCAAUGGGGCACAGACAGCCACUCUCGGCCAAUCAAAGAGGGCGUUACAACAAGGGAAGCCACAGGUUGCCAAGGUGAUUGGCAUUCUGCCUGGAAUGGGUUACUAUACGGACAGUUCUGACUCUGAGGACUCUUCUGCCAGUGAGAAUGAUGACCGCUUGGAUGAAGACGUGUCCACUGUGUCCAAGAUAAAAGGAACGGUCAAAUCUUGUGAGCAGACUUCAUCAGGAGGGCAGAAUCAUUAGCAGCUGAUCACUUAAGACAUAGAGGCCAAUCAGAACAGAAGAUUUGGGGAUCUACUGAUCCAUGGAUCAAAUAUGGUGGACCCUACAUGAAAGAAGAGCCCACUAAUCCGCUGAUGAUCUCUCCACCUCCACACGCGCCGCCCUUGCAGAGGUUUAGCAGUUAAACCUCGGAGCCAUGAUUUUAUAUGUUUAUUGGCGUGUGUGGAGGUGGGGAGACCAUCAGCGGAUUAAUUGGCUCCUCUUUCAAUCAUGUAGGGUCCGCCAUAUUGAUCCGUGGAUCAGUAGAUCCUCGGAUAUUCUGUUCUGAAUGGCCUUAUAAACCCAGAGAACAUAUGGUCACAGUGAUACACCAGACACUAGUACUUCAUAUACACUGGUCUCUUUUUAAAACUUGAUACAGUUUCUAUUAUUGGCAUCAAUAGAGGGAAGUUCACAGUGAAGUGGCUAAUACAUGUUACCUGUGGUUGUAUACAAAAGUUUGGCCAUCGUUUUCGCCUCAUGGAAGUUUUUAGUUAACAUGUCAUAUUUUAUAUAAAUUGGCAGAGAGAAGAGAGUACCCCAUUUAUUCCAAUAUUUGAAGUCUAGUUCAACAUUCAUCGUUUGGCUAAAUAUUUGGAGGUGCAUUUAAAGGUUAUUUCCCUUAAUUAUUUGUUCAUUCUCCAUUUUUGUGAGAGCAAAGAAUAUUUGCAGUGUUUUUAGAUUUAACUUUUGCUUCCUUGACAUGUAUAUAUACAUAUAUUUUUCUGUCAAGGUUAAAGAUUCGGUAAUCAUCGAUUCCUGUAGCUCCGCUGUCAAGCAGAAAUUUGUCAAAUGGUCUCAAGUAACUGGUUCUGUAACAAUUUAGUCAUCUGGAAUUUAUUUCAGUUUUUGUAUAUGCUACAGUCAUAAUUAACAUUUUAAAUGCAUAAAUAAAAUGA